UUUUGUUAAAGAACAUGCAUCUUCGGAUCAACAUAUAGAUGCAAUAAAACUUGAUACGGCUAAAAAAGCAAGAAAUAAAGAAUCAGUACAACUUCCUUAUUUCGUUCAAAUGUCCUGUGAAUUGGAGUCUCCAUUUAUUAUGGAAGGUUCAAUUACUUACGAAAAUAAAGUAUCUGGUCAUGA
This is a messenger RNA of Racocetra persica, 183 nucleotides long. Lineage: Eukaryota; Fungi; Glomeromycota; Glomeromycetes; Diversisporales; Gigasporaceae. The record is from the annotation of a GenBank genome assembly.